GAUAACCUCAGUAAGUAUUUUGAAAGUGCAACGCAAGCUUCUUUACUUCGAAAGUGAAUUCAGCUGCAAAAAGAUUGAUAUUCUCAAAAUAGAAAAAAAAAAACAGAAAAUAAGCAUCGUCAAAUAGUAAAUGGUGCAGCAUUUAUGAGGAAUUUUAUUUAAAAAAUGAUGGCAUACACGUACAGACAUAAACUUCAAAUCUACUUUAUUGCACAAAUAUUGUGCACAGUGUGGCUCACUGCAACAGUUUGCGGUGAAAGUGAUAAAUACAGCGAAGAUGAAGUUGUGAAUGAGAAUAACGUUCUUGCUUGGUAUAUUUUGGAUGUUUCACAAAUUUUACAAAACUCCAAAGUUAAUACCAUACUAUCGCCCAUGAAUCUAUUGAAAACGCCAGCAAUAGUGGAUUUGCGGUUUGGAGCCGACAACGAAAUGGAAGGAAUAAAUAUGAUUUUAGCAGAAUCCAGAAGAAGUUUGAGUAGACCGGAAAAUGUGGAAAUGUUUUACAACACAAAAAUUCAAGAAAUCUCAUUUGCUGAUACCGAAAAUCAUAUUGCAAUGAUUAAUGAUUGGGGUAAACGCGUAACAAAUGAGGAGUUUCCAAAACUUAUUGAAUCCAAUUCAAGUCUAAAAAAUUUACAAGUAUUAAUUUUAAAUAUGUUUCACUUUGUAGAGACUUUAGAAAUUAAUUUUAAAUACACAGCAAAUUUAUUAUUCUAUAUAACACCAAAACAAAGAACUAAAGUACCGGCAGUAGAGACUACAGAAUAUUUAAAGUAUCUAGAUUCGCAAAUGUUGGACGCGAAAAUUUUGCAACUGCCAUACAGCAACGGCUUUUCAAUGUACAUACUUUUGCCACACACCAAAGCAGGCUUGAAUGAGCUACUCAGUAUUCUUGGCUUUGAACAGCUUAAGCGUUUGCAAUGGAUGAUGGAAGUGCGACGUGCAAACGUAUUGAUGCCAACGUUUAAGUAUAGUUUUAUUACAAACCUUAAAGAAGAUAUUCUAGACAAAUCCGAUCAUAGAUUUGAUAGUGAUUUUGAGAAUUCUUUUAGCAAAGAAAAAGAUUUUCUUAAUAUUUUCAAAGUAGCUGCAAUAAGUUUUAAUGGAACUGGCAAACCGAGAGUAGAAGAUUAUCAAAAUAUACGAUCGGCAAAAUAUGAAAAAUUUCAUGUAGAUCGUCCGUUUGUUUAUUAUAUAGAAAAUAAAUAUGGUGAAAUUGUAUGUAUUGGUAAAGUUGAAAAUCCAGAGCAAUGAUGAUGCAUAGAUGUUUCGCAAUAUUUUAUAUUAGGGGCCUUCAUUUGAACAUACAAAUCGCUGAUUAACCUGAUAUAAUUAUGAAUUGAUAAAUAAAUUUUGAGCUAUUUUAUGGCAAAAAUGUUUGUAACGGAUAAAUAUACGCAAUUUAUCGCUUUAUCUCUUUCAAUGAAGACCCACAAUAAACUAGAAAUUACAAAAAUUAUUGCAAUAUAUAUAGAUAUAGACAUAAAUAUUUUAAUCUAAAAAUAAAAAAAUUU
Ceratitis capitata (Mediterranean fruit fly) is the source of this 1514-nucleotide messenger RNA. RefSeq names its product serine protease inhibitor 27A. The transcript has a single exon. The record is from RefSeq and is a predicted model, not a curated record. NCBI's taxonomy places the organism in Eukaryota, Metazoa, Arthropoda, Insecta, Diptera, Tephritidae. Bases 166 to 1254 code for a protein of 362 amino acids. Gene Ontology annotation, molecular function: serine-type endopeptidase inhibitor activity.